GUCGUGAUACCUAAUUGCAGCACCUAGAUGCAAAUCAUUCUCUUAGUAACAGUCUCGGUCGCGGUUUUAGCCUACAUACAUAUUACACUCGAAACAAACAUCUUUAUUUUACUCGUUCGUACCCAAACAUGGAAAACUUAUUCGUAAAAAACGUGAUUGCCAAUUUAGUCGCGUACAAAGUGGAUAUUUUCGGCGAAGGAAGUAAAUAUCUUGGAUUUGAAUCAGAAAUGCUGGAUGAAAACGGAAAUCAAAGAGUUCAGCAUGGUUUCAAUUCAACUCAACUCUACGGUACCAUUUUGUACGAAAAUGCAGAAGGAGAUGUACUGAAAUCUAAACCAGUCAUGAUCAAACUCCCGCCUAAGGUAGCGAUCUCCGAAUGGAUUUCGUUUUCUUUCCUCAACGAAAUGAUUUUCUUCACAAAAAUGCUGCCUGUUCUGAGCACGCCGGAAGUUCCAUUGUUUCAUUUAUUUCCGAAAUUUUACCACGGUGAGAUGAAAUUCGACUCGGAAGAAGACAACUCGGUGAUAAUUCUCGAAGAUUUGGCAGCCAGAGGAUACAGAAUGGCUGAGAUGAAAUCGUUCUUGAAUUACGAGCAUUUGGCUAUGAUGAUGCGUAAACUAGGUCAGUUUCAUGCUCAUUCUUAUGAAGCUAAGAACACGGUACCUCUUUCAUUUUACCCUUUGGCUGAUAAUUGUCAAGAAACCAAUUGGAUUCUGAAUCACAAAAUGUUCGAUAUGUUGGCCACAGUUUCUCGGCGUGGAUUACAAUAUUUGAAACGAGAUCCCGCGUACUCGGCUUUUAUCCCGAAGAUAAGUGAAAUGAUACAGGUAGAUAAUAUAGAGGAUAUUUUCAAACAAAUUUUUAUCGAAAAAUGUGCAGAUCCUGUGUCUGUAAUUGUCCACGGAGAUUAUUGUAGAAAUAACGUCAUGUUCAAGUAUAAAAAUAAUACUCCCGAUGAUCUAGUCAUGUUGGACAUGGCGACGUGUCGUUAUGGAUCACCUGUGAUCGAUUUAGUCACCGUUAUGUAUUUGAAUGCCGACCAAGAAAUGAGAAACAAGCACUGGAAUGACUUGAUCGACGAGUAUUAUACCUCGAUGAAGGAAACAUUUCCUGAUAAUCGUAUUCCAACCAAAGAUGAAAUUUUAUCAGAAUUCAUCGGGAAAUCAUUCUACGGGUAUUUAGUGGCGUCGUACUUUUCACCACAUCUCAUUGCCGACGAUAACAAAAUACGUUGUACGAAUUUAGACGAAUGUCUACAACAACCAGAUGAAGAUUCAACUCCUGCUAAAGCUGAAACUUCUGUUGUGGAUAAAAUAAUUAAGUUGACCCUGCGUGCAGGUGGAGAUGAAGCUACUCGGGCUUUGAGUGAUAUUCUUCGUGAUUUGAUUGAUAGAUGUUUCAUUUGUAAAUGAGCUCGAUUGUUAUAUCGUAAUUUUUAUUUUUAUUUUUUUUUUUCAUUUGAUUUGUUAUUUGAAUAAAAUGUUCUGUUCAGAAA
Planococcus citri (citrus mealybug) is the source of this 1495-nucleotide messenger RNA. RefSeq lists its product as uncharacterized. The transcript has a single exon. Lineage: Eukaryota; Metazoa; Arthropoda; Insecta; Hemiptera; Pseudococcidae. The record is from RefSeq and is a predicted model, not a curated record. The coding region runs from base 129 to 1412 and encodes 427 amino acids.